GUGGAAACAGCUGACAGGGAUUUGAUUGCAUCCGUUGUUGCUGUAGUGAUUUAAUAUCUUCCUUGAUGUGUUGCACCAGUAUUUCUACAUAGUUUUCAUAUUGAUAAUGGUAACUUAAUCCAUCUGCAAGAUGUCACGUCAUAGAAUUGUACGAGCAAUGGAUUAUUCUGAAGAGUAUGAUGGGUUUGAUGAUGUUUACGGACAUUCUGUGGAAGAUGAUAACUGCAUCUCACCGAGUGAUGCUGCUCAGUUUAUGUUCGACCGUACGAGGCAGCCUCAGAUGUCAGCCUUUUUCAAUGAAGAAAAUGACAUUGCAGAAGAGGAUGAAUCAAAUCCAGAGAGAUCCGGACAAGUCCGACAUUCUGGAGUGUGCCAACGGCACGGUCUCAGCGAGGUGGAUGAAGCACGGUUGCGAUCAUGCCUUGAAGAAAUACACAAUGUCAUUGGUGAUUCAGUUCCAGAGCAAAUUCUGGUAGACACAGUUCUGCAGAAUGAGUUUAAUUUGGAAAAGGUGCUGGAUGCUGUAUUGAGCAAUGCACCUUCUGCUGCAGAGAAACCACCUGCAGGUGCUCCAAAACCACAGCGGGAGAAGAGAAGCAGAGAUAGAGGUGCUAAACGAGCUACAGCUGUUCCUGACAAACCUAGAAUUGAUGAUUCCAGUACUAGUGAUAAACAGAUUGGUGUUGUCCUCGAAGAAAAUAAAUUUGCUUCAACGCCUGUGGUGAAGGUGGUUCCUCCUGGCACCAAAACUAUCAGCAUCACAAAGGGUUUUGAUGUAGCUCCAGGGAAAUCUCAGACAGAUUGCAGUGAUAAUCUGAAGCCUGAUUCCGACGCUUCUUCCCUGAGAUCUCAGUCUCCAUCAUCUGGCAGAAUUAGUCCAGCCAGUACAGGAGUCGACAUUACCGACAGCUCAUCUGAUAGCAAGGCUCUGCCUGCAAGAGAAGCAAGGACUGCAGGAAGGUCUCGUGACAAGGUGGAUGUCCUGGCGCAGUACCUGCAAGAGCGUGGACACAGCAAGGAACAGCUGCAUAUGGUUGUGAUUGGGCAUGUGGAUGCCGGCAAGAGCACUCUCAUGGGGCACCUUCUGUACCGGCUGGGACAGGUCACCAAGAAGAUAAUGCAUAAAUAUGAGCAGGAAAGUAAAAAACUUGGAAAACAGUCUUUCGUUUAUGCUUGGAUUCUGGAUGAAACUGGCGAAGAGAGAUCACGUGGCAUAACAAUGGAUGUUGGUCAGUCAAAAUUUGAGACGGCAACGAAGGUAGUUACACUUUUGGAUGCUCCAGGCCAUAAAGACUUCAUUCCCAACAUGAUUAUGGGAGCAACUCAGGCGGACGUCGCUCUGCUGGUGGUGGAUGCCACUAGAGGGGAAUUCGAAACAGGUUUUGAAAGUGGUGGACAAACUAGAGAACAUGCCCUGUUGGUACGGUCAUUGGGUGUCUGCCAGCUUGGUGUUGUGGUGAAUAAGCUGGACACUGUUGGCUGGUCACAGGAGAGGUUUCAAGAGGUUGUAGGAAAACUUGGAGCAUUUCUUAAGCAAGCUGGAUUUAGGGAGUCUGACGUGACAUUUGUUCCAUGUAGUGGCCUCACUGGAGAGAACCUCGUUUCUCCUCCAUCAGAGGACAUGCUGCUACAGUGGUACAAGGGACCAUGCCUUCUGGAUGUUGUAGAUAAAUUUAAGUCUCCAGAACGACCCAUCUCAAAACCAUUCCGAUUAUCAAUAAAUGAUAUCUUCAAGGGAACGGGAUCUGGCUUCUGUGUCUCUGGACGUGUGGAAACUGGAAUGGUCCAGGUUGGGGACAAAGUUCUUGUCCAGCCUCAGAAUGAAGGUGCAAUAAUAAAGGCUCUGAGUAUCGAUGAUGUGGCUGUGCAAGUGGCAUAUGCUGGCGAUCAAGUAAGUGCGACCUUGUCAGGGAUUGACAUGCAGAAUGUUUCGGUGGGCUAUAUCCUGUGUGACCCAACGCAGCCCAUUCCGGUCACAUCUCAUUUCGAGGCUCGCAUUGUUGUCUUCGAUACCAAACUGCCCAUAACGAAAGGAUAUUCAGUGAUUCUCCAUCACCAGUCAUUACUUGAACAGGCUGUCAUCACGAACCUGGUGGCACAGUUGCACAAGAGUUCUGGAGAAGUUGUCAAACGACGACCACGAUGUCUGAUGCGCAACUCCAAUGCUGUUGUUGAGCUUCAAACGUCCCACCCUAUUUCUAUUGAGCUGUACAAGGACAUCAAAGAACUUGGGCGAUUCAUGUUGAGAGUUGGAGGAGUCACAGUUGCCGCAGGCCUCGUUACGCAAAUAUUUUAAUGCAGGCCAAGGGAACUGACGCUGCUGCAGAAGUCACUGAAAAGUCUCUCAAAGUGAAGACUGGGGUCUGACUACCAGAUACUGUCCUUAUGUUGCAUAAUUCCUUAGUAUUUGGUAUGCGAAACACAAGUGCAGUAGUGUCUCUUUUAACAGAAUGACUCUCUUCAUAUGCCAGUGUAUGUAAUAAAAGAUGCAUGGACUGUA
Molecule: messenger RNA, 2500 nt
Organism: Cryptotermes secundus
Lineage: Eukaryota; Metazoa; Arthropoda; Insecta; Blattodea; Kalotermitidae
Gene: HBS1
Product: HBS1-like protein
Exons: 13
Coding region: 131-2296 (721 amino acids)
Biological process (GO): translation
Molecular function (GO): GTPase activity; GTP binding
Source: RefSeq, a predicted model, not a curated record